Messenger RNA from Cavia porcellus (domestic guinea pig), 3426 nucleotides. RefSeq names its product G protein-coupled receptor 157 (gene Gpr157). Gene Ontology annotation, biological process: adenylate cyclase-activating G protein-coupled receptor signaling pathway; cell surface receptor signaling pathway. Gene Ontology annotation, cellular component: plasma membrane. The transcript is spliced from 4 exons. Gene Ontology annotation, molecular function: G protein-coupled receptor activity. The record is from RefSeq and is a predicted model, not a curated record. Bases 140 to 1132 code for a protein of 330 amino acids. NCBI's taxonomy places the organism in Eukaryota, Metazoa, Chordata, Mammalia, Rodentia, Caviidae.
CAGCCAAGCUGGUGGGCAGGGAGCCGCGGAGUCCGGACUUGGCGUGCGGGCGGGGCGAGCGCGGAGACUAGCUGCGGGCUCCACGGUGUCGUAGGGCGACCCGGCCUGGUCUGUCCGCCCCGGCCCCGGCCCGCCAACCAUGCCGCCGCCCGCGCCGCCCACCGAGGUGCUGCCGGCGGUGCGCGUGGCGGUGCUGCUAUCCUGCACGCUGUCCGCGCUGGGCUGCGGCCUGCUGGUGGCCACGCAUGCCCUGUGGCCGGACCUGCGCAGCCGUGCGCGACGCCUGCUGCUCUUCCUGUCGCUGGCCGACCUGCUCUCGGCCGCCUCUUACUUCUACGGGGCGCUGCGGGACUUCGCGGGGCCCUCCUGGGACUGCGUGCUGCAGGGCGCACUGUCCUCCUUCGCCAACACCAGCUCUUUCUUCUGGACCAUGGCCAUCGCGCUCUACCUGUACCUGAGCAUCGUGCACGCGGCGCGCGGGCCCCGGGCUGACCACCUCUUCUGGGUCUUCCACGUUGUCAGCUGGGGCAUCCCUCUGACCAUCACCGUGGCGGCUGUCACGCUCAACAAGAUCGGCUACGACGCCUCCGACGUGUCGGUGGGCUGGUGCUGGGUGGACCUGGAGGCGGAGGACCGGCUGCUGUGGCUGCUGCUGACCGGGAAGCUGUGGGAGCUGCUGGCCUACGUCACGCUGCCCGUGCUCUACCUGCUGGUGCGGCGGCACAUCAACCGAGCGCACGAGGCGCUGUCCGAGUACCGGCCCAUCUGCGAGGCGCGCCCGCCGCAGCCCUGCGCCUCCGCCGCCGCCGCCGUGGCCGACAAGAAGCUGGUGCUGGUCCCGCUGGUCUUCAUCGGCCUGCGCGUGUGGAGCACCGUGCGCUUCGUGCUCACGCUGUGCGCCUCCCCGCUGGUGCGCGCGCCCGCGCUGGUCCUCCUGCACGGCGUCGGGAACACCUUCCAGGGCGGAGCCAACUGCAUCCUGUUCGUCCUGGCCACCCGCGCCGUCCGCAAGCGGCUCUUCGCCCUGUGUCGCCUGUGUCGCUGCUGUCCGCAGCCCUCCGCCCCGAGCCCGGCCGGUCCGCCCAAGCCACCCACGACCUCCCAGACGCGAGACUCGGGACUCCCACGGUGACGCUGUCCACCCGUGAGGGCACAGUGCCGACUCAGCCUCUUCUACCUCUGACAGCCUUGGUGCACUUGGAGUUCACCUGCGCGAGGCCAGUGAGACACUCAGGGAAGCUGGGGACACAGAGUCCCACGGCCACCAUGCACUGUUUACAGUUUGUGAGGCCCACACCUGUGCCCCCUGGUCACUAAGUAUCAGGGGCCAGGAAAGGGUCCCCUGCCCCAAUGUCGAGGAGCAGAUUCCCAGCUGCCGGGGAAGAGCCCCUGGGGAGCCCGGCUUCGUUGGCCAGCAGUGCUGGUCAUCAGAGGGGGCAGUUCUCUCUGACCAGCAUACACAAUGUCCCCUGCACCUGCUUGUAAUGGCCACCAAGAAGCGCGGCCCAGCUCAGGCCCAGGGUGGGCGUCCUGGGUGCCAGGAUUCUGGCUGCCGGUUACAAGUCCUCAGCGCUGGGUUUCAGAGUCCAUGGGCUGCCUCCACCUGUGCCAUAAACGCAGGUCCCUCAGCUGGCACCAGGCCAGGGGGCGUCGCAGCGAUUCCCCAAGAGCAGUGUCUCAGACAGUCGCUUGUUCUCAGCCUGAGCUGAAGAUUCAGGGCAGGAGGGCAGGUGGCUCGUCCAUGCGCCGGUCUGGUUUCCAUAGGAGAGAGGACCACGAAGGGGUCACUGCAGGACCCCAAUACCAAAUCCCUGAGGUACAAGUUCCUCCUUGGCCUUGGGCUGGGGUGGAGCCGGUGGUAGGGGCUGGCUUAGCCCCACAAGGACCCCACUCCACCACCCCACACCUAAUCGAAAAACCUUCCAGGUGGAUUUUUAGGGGAAUGUGGCAACCUCAAUCCUGAAGUGAAGGUUUACAUUCAAAAGAAAAACAUAGAAAAUGGUAGGGGUUUGGUACUGGGGGCAGGCCCCAAGGCACGGUGGAUGCAAGGUGAAUCCUCCAAGGCUGAGCCACACCCCAGCCUGACAAGAGGUUUUUUUGUACCUGGAAUCUAACUCAGGACCUUGCACUUGCCAGGUAGGCUCUGUGCUGCUAAGCUACAUUCUGACCCCUAGAAGAGAUUUUUUAAAGCACCCAUGUCUCUAUUUAUAUUCCGCAGCUCCCCCCAGCAAACCCCCCCCACCCUGUUUCAGAGAACAGACCUGGAACAGGAAGCAUAAAGGUUACCUGGGCUCCCCGGGGAAAGUUGUCUCUUCCCGCGGGGGCGGGGUCCGGCAGACACCCCCAAACUGGACUGACGGGUUCCGUUUAAAACGCAGACCCCACUGUGCGAUCCUGUUUUGCUCUCAGAGACAAUACUCGCUGGAGGAAACAUUCACCUCGGUGUCUGGGAGCAGUGGGGCUGCAGUGGACUCUGCUGAGCAGGGUUUGGGGGCCUGAGCCUGACUCUUGACCCCUGACCGCCUGACCCCACAGCGCAACCCUCUGGCUGAGCUGGAAACCGGCACCACCAGCCAGCCGUGCCCGGAUCGGCCCGCAGGGGGAGUCCGGGUCCAGGAAACGGCUGCUGCAGCCGCCGGGGCUCAGGCUCCCGAGGUCCCUGGCUGACACAAGGGCUGGGCUUCCCGCCCGGAGUCACGCUCGCGGGCUUUGUGUCACCAUCUUCCUUCUUGCCCCCCGCACGUCAGCCUCGUGCCUGUGUCCCAGCCGGUGCCCCGGCCAGCGAGGCCAGCUGGAGCCUCCUUUUCAGACUCCAGGAUGAGCCCGGUGAAGUGGUGCACACCUCCAGUCCCAGCACUCCAGAGGCUGAGGCAGGAGGGUCGCCACGAGUUCGAGGCCAGCCUGGGCUGCAUAGCGAGACCUCUGUCUCAAAAAAAAAUCACAAAACACUGGAAGCCUGGGGUGGAAGUCAGCCUAGAACACCCAGGGGCGCCCCCCACCCAGCCCGGGAGCUUCCUUCUGCAUCUGCAUCGUUAAUGUUUAUCCGCGUCUGCUCUGCCAAGCUCUGCCAGCUCUGUUCUGCCGGCCUUCACAGGUGCUACGGCCACAGGGCGCGCUGUUCCUCCGCACUUUCUGAAUCCGGAUCGGGGAGUCGGUUUCACGUGCCGCUUCCUGGCCCUUGUGCUUGUGUGCGUGCGUGCGGUGUGUUUGGUGUGCAUUUUUUUUUUUUUAAAUAAAGGUUAUUAUGUGAGCCUGGGCUGAGCGUUGAAGACCGAAGUCUCCUAAUGUCCACAGUGAGAAAAUCUAUUUUUCCAAAUUUCCGGCACAGCGUGAGUUUUUGCACACGCAGAACUGUGAAAAGCCUGCCUGUCUGGGUGGAGCCGAGGCCUUGUUAUUCUAAGUUAAAUAAAUUAACUAUUUUUCUUC